CUUUCUCCAGCCUCACCCCACACCAACAGCCUCGCCAAUCCAAACGACUUUUUGGAGCAGCAAGCAGGGGAAAAAAGUGCCCCGCCUAGCAACUGUUUCUCCGAAACUUUUGAUUUGCGACAGCCUUGCCGCGACACGACAACUCCUCCCAGGGCGAUUUGCGGUUACCGUAACUUUUUUUUCCCACAGUCAAUCCCAACUGGGGCCUGAUCGCGCGCCCUGAUUUAGACACCUACCACCACCAGGGAAAAGAAAAAGAAGAAGAAAAAGAUGGCCUCCUCCACAAACGUCCACCUCUCCCCCGCCGAGCUCUCCUACCUCCACACCUCCCUCAGUCUCAACCCCCCCAUCCGCCCCGACGGCCGCUCACCGACUCAGUACCGGCCUUUGUCCGCCGAGACGGGGAUCCUGCCUGGGACGAACGGCUCGGCUCGGAUCUGCUUCGCGGACGGGACAGAGGCGAUCGUGGGGGUGAAGGCAGAAGUGGAAAAGACGAGGCGGAGGUGGGAUGACGAUACUAUCUUUGGGGAGAAUCAAAACCAGGAAGAAGGAGAAGAACAAGAUGAGGGGGAGGGGCAGGGGAGUAGUGAUUGGGUCGAGCUCACGGUGGAGAUUCCGGGGUACAGGGACGAUGAUAGUGGGACGGUGUUUUUGGGGCAGAUGCUUUGUGAGGCGCUGCUUGCUGAUGGGGGGUUUGUGAGGCGGUUGAGGAUUAAUAGACGGUUUCAUUGGAAGGUUUAUCUUGAUAUUUUGUUGAUCAGCCCGCCGCUUUCGUAUCCGCUUCCAUUGCUGUCAUUAACAACCCACCUCGCCCUUCUGGCCACCCGCCUCCCUAAACUCAAGUCAGAAGGGGAUGAAGACCCGUUUUUUGACGACGACUGGGCUGCGGCGCCGUAUCUGUACGUACGAAACCCGACCACGAAAAGAGUUACCGAACGCCCGCCUGUGACGUUGCUGGUGAUGGCGGUGGGGGGGAAUGUCAUUUUUGAUCCGAGCAAGGAGGAGCUGGCAGUGGCGGAUGUGGUGCUGGCUGUUUCGGUUGGGGAUGACGCUUCGUCGCGAGAGGGUAGGAUGGAUGUGGAUGGGAGGAGCAACAACUCGGGCAGGAAUCUGAAGCUGUUGUCUAUCAGGACGGUGGACCCGCCUUCGAGACUGACGCCGCCGGGGGUGGCCAACGCGGCGAAUAGCGCUUAUGGGCAUGCGCAGGUUGUGAGUACGGGUGCGAACCAGAAGAUGCCCGAGGCGAGGCAGACAGAGAGUGAAGCUGUGGAGGGUGUUUGGAAGCCGCCUAGGGGUGGUGCCAAGGCUGUUGUGAUGGGGGCGUUGGUGCAAAAGGUGCUGGUUAGAGGUGGGGUGGCGGAUGAGGUGCUGGAUGCUUUGGAGGGGGUUGACACUUCUUGAGACAGGGGGGAAUUGUCAGGGGAGGAUUCUGAGGGUCAAGAAAGAAAGGGGUAUAGAUGUAUUUACGCCUUUUGGCCGUUGUGGACGUUGUUUGUACAUAAUUUUACAUUUUACGUUCACAUUUCAUGUGGUAGAUUCUAUGAGAAGGAGGAAUAUCAAAAGAUACCCAGCCACUUCUUCUUCAGCUC
Molecule: messenger RNA, 1589 nt
Organism: Podospora pseudocomata
Lineage: Eukaryota; Fungi; Ascomycota; Sordariomycetes; Sordariales; Podosporaceae
Gene: RRP42
Product: Exosome complex component rrp42
Exons: 2
Coding region: 271-1401 (376 amino acids)
Biological process (GO): U5 snRNA 3'-end processing; U4 snRNA 3'-end processing; nuclear polyadenylation-dependent rRNA catabolic process
Cellular component (GO): nuclear exosome (RNase complex); cytoplasmic exosome (RNase complex)
Molecular function (GO): mRNA 3'-UTR AU-rich region binding
Source: RefSeq, a predicted model, not a curated record